Molecule: messenger RNA, 1887 nt
Organism: Sphenostylis stenocarpa
Lineage: Eukaryota; Viridiplantae; Streptophyta; Magnoliopsida; Fabales; Fabaceae
Source: the annotation of a GenBank genome assembly
AUGAAGAUGAAGAUAGAAGGGGGCUUUAACAUGAAUCUGGUAGUGGUGGUGGUGGUGGCGUGGUUGGUGAACUUCAACAUCGUUUUUUGUUUUGCUCAUAUUCAUGGCUUUGGGGAGCAACCACUCUCCAAGAUUGCUAUCCAUAAGGCUGUUGUUUCACUCCAUAAUAGCACUUCCAUCGCUGCCACCCCGUCUCUUAUCGGCACAAAGGGUGAGGAUACCCAAUGGGUGACAGUAGAUAUUGAUUACCCUGUCCCAUCUGCAGAUGAUUGGGUUGGAGUUUUCUCUCCUGCAAAGUUCAUUUCAUCAACAUGUCCACCUGUGAGUGAUCCAAAAGUAGAGAUUCCAUACAUAUGUUCCGCCCCUAUUAAGUUCAAGUUUUUGAAUUACUCCAACUCACACUAUACGAAGACAGGAAAAGCUUCUUUAAAGUUCCAGUUGAUCAAUCAACGUGCAGAUUUCUCCUUUGCUCUAUUUUCAGGAGGAUUAUUAAAUCCUAAACUUGUGGCAGUUUCCAAUUUCAUAUCAUUUGUCAAUCCUAAGGCGCCUCUAUAUCCAAGACUAGCUCAGGGGAAGUCUUGGGAUGAAAUGACAGUUACCUGGACUAGUGGAUAUCACAUAAAUGAAGCUAUACCUUUUGUUGAGUGGGGUCAUAAGGGUAAAACACAAGUGCAAACUCCUGCCGGAACAUUGACAUUUGGUCGUAACAGCAUGUGUGGUUCACCUGCACGAACUGUUGGUUGGCGUGACCCUGGUUUCAUACACACCAGUUUUCUCAAAAAUCUUUGGCCAAACAUAAUAUAUACCUAUCGAUUAGGGCAUCUACUGUCUAAUGGUUCUUAUAUUUGGAGCAAGAAAUAUUCAUUUAAGUCAUCACCUUAUCCUGGACAAGACUCACUGCAACGUGUUAUCAUAUUUGGUGACAUGGGGAAGGCCGAACGCGAUGGUUCAAAUGAGUAUAAUGCCUAUCAACCUGGUUCACUUAACACCACUGACCAACUCAUCAAAGAUUUAGAAAAUAUUGACAUCGUUUUCCACAUAGGAGAUAUAACUUAUGCAAACGGAUACAUCUCGCAGUGGGACCAAUUCACUGCUCAAGUGGAACCAAUUGCUUCAAGAGUACCUUAUAUGAUUGCCAGCGGUAAUCACGAACGAGAUUGGCCCAACACAGGAUCCUUUUAUAACACUACAGAUUCAGGUGGGGAAUGUGGAGUUUUGGCGCAGAACAUGUUUUUUGUUCCAGCUGAGAACAGAGCAAACUUUUGGUACGCGACGGAUUAUGGCAUGUUUCACUUCUGCAUUGCUGACAGUGAACAUGAUUGGAGAGAAGGAACAGAACAAUACAAAUUCAUUGAGCAUUGCCUUGCAACAGCAGAUAGACAGAAACAACCCUGGUUGGUUUUUGUGGCUCAUCGGGUACUUGGAUAUUCUUCUGAUUUUUUUUAUGGCAAGGAGGGCUCAUUUGAAGAGCCCAUGGGAAGAGAAAGUUUGCAGAGACUGUGGCAGAAAUAUAAAGUAGAUAUUGCAUUUUAUGGCCAUGUCCAUAACUACGAAAGGACAUGCCCCAUAUAUCAGAAUCAAUGUGUGAAUGAUGAAAGGUCUCACUAUUCUGGUGUUGUGAAUGGAACAAUUCAUGUUGUUGCUGGAGGUGCAGGAUCCCAUUUGUCAAAUUUCAGUGAAGUAACGCCUAAGUGGAGUCUUUUCAGAGACUACGACUUUGGGUUUGUCAAGUUGACAGCAUUCAAUCAUUCAUCUCUCCUCUUUGAAUACAAGAAAAGCAGUGAUGGAAAAGUCUACGAUUCCUUCACCAUUUCAAGGGAUUACAAAGAUGUCUUAGCCUGUGUGCAUGAUGGCUGCGAAGCAACCACUUCAAUAACUUUGAACUAA